UGUGUAUUCAGGUCUCACGGCCUCGCUUCUGAGAUGAUGAAGAAAAGAAGGAAAAACGGCCAUGCUGAAAAGGGCCAUGGCCAUGUGCAGCCUAUUCACUGCACGAUCUGCGCUCGGUGUGUGCCCAAGGACAAGGCUAUUAAGAAGUUCGUCACCCAAAACAUAGUAGAGGCCACAGCCAUCAGGGACAUCUCCGAAGUAAGUGUCUUCGAUCCCUAUGUGCUCCCCAAGCUGUAUGUGAAGCUACAUUACUGUGUGAGUUGCGCCAUUCAUGGCAAGGUAGUCAGGAACCGAUCCCGUGAAGCUCACAAGGACUGA
Messenger RNA from Tupaia belangeri chinensis (Chinese tree shrew), 318 nucleotides. Its product is annotated as 40S ribosomal protein S26-like. Gene Ontology annotation, cellular component: ribosome; cytosolic small ribosomal subunit. The transcript has a single exon. NCBI's taxonomy places the organism in Eukaryota, Metazoa, Chordata, Mammalia, Scandentia, Tupaiidae. The record is from RefSeq and is a predicted model, not a curated record. Gene Ontology annotation, molecular function: structural constituent of ribosome; mRNA binding. The coding region runs from base 34 to 318 and encodes 94 amino acids. Gene Ontology annotation, biological process: translation.